This is a messenger RNA of Striga hermonthica, 1197 nucleotides long. The record is from the annotation of a GenBank genome assembly. NCBI's taxonomy places the organism in Eukaryota, Viridiplantae, Streptophyta, Magnoliopsida, Lamiales, Orobanchaceae.
AUGGCUAAUGUUAGUCAGCAGUUGCAGCAGAAACCUGAGAGCACAGAGAAUGACACCCGUUCCGAGUUCGAGAGGGGUUUGGAGGAACUCAUGCUUGGCGAUUAUGACGAGUACAUGUCGUUUGCGUCCUGCAGCUUGCACAGACUGGCCACCACUGAGGACGAGGAAGGUGAGGGCGAGCCGCUUGUACGGAGGAGGCAGUGUUCCGAUCACGACGGUGAUGACCUGGCAGAGUCCUCUGUUGCUCGGAGACGCCACUCGAGGAUCCUCAGCAGGUGGGCCGCCCGCCAGGCUCAGGAGAUGAUCACCACUAUGGAGAGGAGGAACCGUGAGUCUGAACUGAUGGCCCUUGCUGGCCUCCACACAGUCUCCACGCUCGACUCCUCAUUCCUGAGGGAGUCUCAGUCCCCGAUCUCGAGGCGCCAGAGGGAUGUUGAGAGGCUUAACACUCGGGCCUCGUCUAUCCUUCAGAUGUGGCGGGAGCUGGAGGAUGAGCACACCAUCAGCCAUGCUCGGGGGAGAGUGAGGGAUAGGUUGAGGCAGCAGAGGAUCACGGAUUCUAACACGGAUACAGCUGUCGACAUGUCCGAGGAGAGAGGAAGCGAGAACCAGGUCCAGGAGAGUCUGGGUGAAUCGAGUGAGGUUGAGAACGACUACGCUGCUUGGUCUCACGAUCGGGAGGGCUUACAGGACGAGAACAGGGACCACGAGGGCUCCAGCCGCGAGCAGUCUCCUGAUCCUGGGGAAGUUGAGAGGGAAAGGGUGAGACAGAUCGUUCGUGGGUGGAUGGAGAGUGGAAUCAGUGGCACAACAUCUAAUGUGAUGCAGAGGAAUGAUAGUCCUAGAGCUGAAUGGCUUGGGGAGACUGAGCGUGAGAGGGUGAGGAUCGUGAGGGAGUGGAUGCAGAUGAAUAGCCAGCAAAGAGGAUCCCAUGGUGGGCGGAGGGGGGAACAUGAUAAUGAUCCUGGUGGUGGUGGCACACAAGUUGAUGGUGCUCGUGAAGGGUCUGCUGCCGAACAAGAUGAAGGCCAGCCAGAGCAUGCACGCCGAGACAUGUUGAGGUUCAGGGGACGGCAAGCACUACUUGAUUUGCUCCUGAGAAUCGAAAGGGAGAGGCAACGGGAACUUGAGGGCCUUCUGGAACAUAGAGCUGUUUCUGAUUUUGCACAUCGCAAUCGUAUCCAGGUAAUUUUGUAG